Molecule: messenger RNA, 1060 nt
Organism: Macadamia integrifolia
Lineage: Eukaryota; Viridiplantae; Streptophyta; Magnoliopsida; Proteales; Proteaceae
Product: osmotin-like protein
Exons: 1
Coding region: 58-843 (261 amino acids)
Biological process (GO): defense response
Cellular component (GO): extracellular region
Source: RefSeq, a predicted model, not a curated record
AAAUACCACACCAAACCUAUUCGCCUCAUCCAAGUCUGUGUGACGUCGAGCUCGGCCAUGGUGGUCCUCAGCCUCCUCCACUCUCAGUCCCGAGUUGGCUCGGUCUUCCUGAUGUUUCUGAUGACUCUGUUGGUUAACUACUCUCCUCUCACCAACGCCACCGCUCCUGAGAUGAUUCUCACGGUGGUGAACAACUGUCCCUUCACCAUAUGGCCAGCCAUCCAGCCCAACGCCGGCCACGCCGUCCUUGAACGCGGCGGUUUCGCUCUUGAAACCCUAACCCACCGCUCCUUCCCUGCUCCUACCCAACACUGGUCCGGCCGUCUCUGGGCCCGAACCGGCUGCACUUUCUCCAACGGUCGUUUCUCCUGCACCACCGGCGACUGUGGUCGCCUGGAGUGUAACGGCGCCGGAGGCGUAACCCCAGUCACCCUAGCCCAGUUCACUCUCCACCACGGUCAUAACGAUCUGUCCUCCUACGCCGUCAGUCUCGUUGAUGGCUUCAAUCUCCCCAUGACCGUGACCCCUCACGAGGGUAAGGGUCUCUGCCCCGUCGUGGGUUGCAGGGCUAAUCUACUGGCCACCUGCCCUACCAACUUGGAGCUAAGAAGCCCAGCUGGCCAUGGACCUAUCGUUGCUUGCAAGAGCGGUUGUGAAGCUUUUGGCACAGACGAGCUGUGUUGCAGGAACCACUACAAUAGCCCUCAAACUUGCAAGUCAUCUAGCUACUCUGACUUCUACAAGCACGCCUGCCCUGCUACCUUCACUUACGCCCACGAUAGCCCUUCGCUUAACCAUGAAUGUUCUUCUCCCCGGGAGCUCAAGGUCAUCUUCUGUCACUGAACAGACAGAAAUCAGUGAAUGCGCUAGUAUAUAUGUUCUGAAGUUUGUCCUUGUGUUCUUGUUUUUUCUAUUUCAAAGCUUAAACCAUCUACACAAGGCAUAGAUAUGUUAAAAGCAUUAAUCAAAUCCUGGGUUUUGUAAGUUUGUUUCCUUUUUAAAUAACUUUUGAUGCAAAACCAGAGGAAGGAUGAAUCUCUAUGCAAAAUUUAUAUGGAAA